Messenger RNA from Amphiprion ocellaris (clown anemonefish), 1702 nucleotides. RefSeq names its product protein FAM237A-like. Bases 800 to 1267 code for a protein of 155 amino acids. The record is from RefSeq and is a predicted model, not a curated record. The transcript is spliced from 2 exons. Lineage: Eukaryota; Metazoa; Chordata; Actinopteri; Pomacentridae.
UUACACUUUGUAUACAUGCAUUGGAAUGCAAGUGAUUAGAAAACUAAAGGUACAAAUCAACCAUACAAAACAACCAAAGAACAACAACAAAAAAAAAAAAUCUGAAUGAAAUAAAUAGCAAUUGUCUGACUGUGGAAAAUGCAGCAUUAAAAGAAAAAACCAAUGAAUGACAAACAGAAGACUGACACAGCUCACAAAGGAGGGAGGCACUGACGUCAGCUGAGACCUACCAGGUAUUUACCAACCCCCAUCAACACUAUAGACUUGGAAGUCGGCCCAGCUUUAGUGGUAAGUAAAAUAUUUCAUUGAAAAACACUUUGCCUGCUACGAAUUUCUAUUUAUAUACAGGCUCAAACCUGUUGGCCUCAUUGACCUUCAUCAUGACUGACAUUUUGACUUGUAUUGAUGGCUGCCGUCCUGAUUGUGCAUGCUGGUUCACUGUCAGGGUUUACGGGGACACUUUUUGGAUGUUAUUGAUGCAACUGUAGUGUAACAAGUUAGAACAGCAGCUGUGAAAAAGAUAGGGUUUGGAUUUUAUGAAAACUGUUAAAUAUAGAUCUAAUUAUUAAGUAAUUUCAGUUUUUAUAAGGCACAGCCUUAUAGGUCAGUUUUAGGCUUUGCAAUUGCAAAAAUAUCAUACUGAGUGUCUGUAUUGAACUUGUUUUUGUAUUUUCAAAAGUUAUAUUACAUUAAAUCGUAAGUAAAAGAAAUAAAAAGGAAAAAAAUAUUAAAAAGGCUGAAUAGACAGUUGCACAAAGUGUAACUGCUGAGGAGCUGAUGUGUGUCUGAUCCUCUGCAGAUGGUCCCAGUGCUCCUGAACAAAGCCGUGGCCACAGUGUUUGUGCUGAGCUCCAUAUGUGCCGUGCUGCUGCAGGGCCAGAAGCCGGGUCAGGUGGACCCCCUGACGGUCCCCCGAGCCAACCCGCAGUGCUGGGACUCCUCCUCGGCGCUGCUGCUGGAGAUGCGCUCCCCGAGAAUCGCUGACACGGUGCCCGCAUUCUGGGAAAUGAUGGAGACCCUCAGGUCGUCGGACAACGACAAACACACGACGCUGUUCUGGGAUCUGGCCCGGGUCUUCUGGAACAUGUACUUGGACUGCGUCCUGUCCAGGAGUCACGGCCUGGGGCGGAGACACAUCACGGCGGUGCACUCCCUCACUGACAAGUCCUUCAGGUUCAACAGCUCAGGAGCGAACUUCCGGACCUGGCUCAGUGUCAGAGUGAGACGCAGGGGACACAUCAAGACCCUGGACAGCAAACCAAAAUAAAACACACACUACAACAAAGAAUGAAGGACAGCCUUUAUCAAUAUUUUCUUGGCAACCGGAAAACUACAUUUCAUUAUAAUAUCAAUAGAGGCAGUUAAAGGAUACCUCAGAUUUUGAAUAGUUUUGCUAAUCUUAUAAUUGACAUUUUUUUAAAAUAUUAGGACACCUUCAGUUUUAUUAUGACACUUUCAUUGGGACUUCUUCCCUAAGAAAAUAGCAGGCUUAGUUAACUUUUAAUUGUUACCCAUUUUUACAAGUUUGCUGACAUGGCACAAAGAACUGGAUUGUUGCUACGGUUACAGAAAGUUUGGCACGUCUGGUUUCAAAAAGAUGUAAACUAGUGUGUUCUUAUGUUUCAUUUUUACAUGGGGAUGUGAGUCGAGCCAAGUUUUUAUUCUAUUUAAAAGUGAUUAUUGUUGUGUUAUAAUGUACAGA